UCACAGCUAACAGCUCCCCUUGCUUGCAGUUGCAGCUAACCCCUUCAGUUCUCCUCUCCUCAUUUUCGCUCAAUUCCUCCACCAUGACUGAAGUCCUUCACCGGAGUAGUUCCAAAAAAGCCCAUGUGGCCGUCUUGUCAUUCCCAUUCGGCUCACACACAUCUUCUCUCCUCAAGUUCACUUCAAGGUUAGCAGUUGCUGCCCCAAGUGUGACCUUCUCCUUCUACAGUACGGGAAAAGCAAACAGCUCGGCUUUUGGCAGCAACACCCCCCAAAACAUCAAACCUUACGAUGUUGCAGAUGGACUCCCCGUCGGCUACCAACAUUCAGCCAACACGGUCGAGACGGCUAUUGAGCUCUUCCUAAAAGCAACACCAAAGAACUUCGAGGAGGCUUUGGAGGUGGCAACUUCAGAUAUAGGAAUGAAGAUUACAUGCGUGUUAAGCCAUGCCUUCAUAUGGUUUGCAGCGGACUUUGCUGAAAAGCUUGGUGUUCCCUGGGUCCCCAUUUGGUCAGCUGGGCUUUGUUCUCUGUCCGCUCAUUACCACACGGAUCUUAUUCGCCAUACAAUUGCUGCCGUUUCUCAUGUAGGCAUCGUUGGGCGUGAGGACGAGGCUCUAGGAUUCAUUCCGGGAAUGUCAGCUUUGCGCAUUGGAGACUUGCCCGAAGGAAUUCUAGCCGGAGACAUGAACUCGUCCUUCUCAUGUAUGUUACAUCGAACGGGGCAAAUGUUGCCACGUGGUGCUGCUGUUGGAAUCAAUUCUUUCCCAGACUUGGAACCGGUCAUUUUGGAGGAUUUAAGGUCAAAGCUACAGAACUGCCUCACAGUGGGACCCUUCACUCUCUUGACCCCACCACCAUCAGGUUCAGAUGAGACCGGCUGCCUCCCGUGGCUGGACCAUCAUCAGUCCCACUCAGUGGCCUACAUAAGCUGCGGCACGGUGGCGGUACCAAAGCCGGCAGAAUUGGCAGCCAUUGCCGAGGCACUGGAGGAGAAGGGCAUACCAUUUCUAUGGUCCCUGGAGAAGAAGCAACAGCUAAAGCUACCAAGUGGGUUUAUAGAAAGAAUGGGAGAGAAAUCGGCAAAGAUGGUAACUUGGGCCCCACAGAGCCGUGUUCUCCAACAUCCAGCCGUUGGUGUGUAUGUGACACACGCUGGGUGGAACUCGGUGUCUGAGAGUAUCACCUACGGGGUGCCUAUGAUGUGCCGUCCAUCGUUUGGAGAUCAGAAGCUCAACGCACGGAACGUUUCUGAAGUGUGGGGAAUUGGUAUUAGACUGGAGGAAUUUACUAGAGAAGCAUUGGUGAAUGCCUUUGAUUUGAUUUUGUCUAAGGAUGAAGGAACUAAAAUAAGGAAUAAGGUUAGUGCCCUUGGAGAGAAAGCUAAAAAUGCUAUGGGACCCAAAGGUAGCAGCACCCAAAACUUGAAUAAGCUAAUCGAGAUUAUUCAAAAAACCAAUUAGAUCAUCACGACUAGGGAAAUCCUAUAUAUGUUCUCCAUUCUGUGUUCAACUAGUCAUCUACUUUCAUCAUACCUAUUUAUCUAUUUUCUCUUUUUUAUGUAUUUUUAUCAUUUUCUUUUGUUUUAGAAUAUAAAAGAAUAAUCAUUGCCAUCUGUACAUUA
This is a messenger RNA of Nelumbo nucifera (sacred lotus), 1624 nucleotides long. RefSeq names its product kaempferol 3-O-beta-D-galactosyltransferase-like. Lineage: Eukaryota; Viridiplantae; Streptophyta; Magnoliopsida; Proteales; Nelumbonaceae. The record is from RefSeq and is a predicted model, not a curated record. Gene Ontology annotation, molecular function: quercetin 3-O-glucosyltransferase activity; quercetin 7-O-glucosyltransferase activity.